Colletotrichum siamense is the source of this 963-nucleotide messenger RNA. RefSeq lists its product as uncharacterized. The transcript has a single exon. Lineage: Eukaryota; Fungi; Ascomycota; Sordariomycetes; Glomerellales; Glomerellaceae. Gene Ontology annotation, molecular function: protein binding. Bases 1 to 963 code for a protein of 320 amino acids. The record is from RefSeq and is a predicted model, not a curated record.
AUGACGUUAUUUGAGCCGCAUCUCAACGGGUCGCCAACCCGUCUCCAGGAGAUCGAUGCUGCCUUCGUUCGAGCUCACGGCAUCCUCUUCUCUGGCCGCAACCAGGAGCAACUCGCCCCUUCUGUGGACGAGUUCAUCGGGAGUCUCGACAACCACAUUGGCCGGACCACGCGACGAUGGAUGGAGAGUGGUUACUACAUCGGCAUCGCCCUCGGGUGCUCCCUCCUAGAGUAUGGCAGCGAAUCGAACGUCAUUAUGCGAACGAUCAAGUCAGGAGCGCGCGCCGACGAACCGGAUACGGCAAUGCAGGGGGUUGAAGCCGCCGCCCCAUCCCAGAAGUUUCUUGAUGCCCUUGACUUUACCUGCCGCACGCACGAUGUCGUCUUUCGCCGCUUCGGUGACCCCAGCGUCACACCGUAUCUUCACGUUACCCUCUCCUUCCUCUACCAUCUUUCGAAAUUCCCCGUCGCCAUGGGCCAUAUUGAGUCCAAGAUCCCUUGGAAGCUCAUCUCACUCAUGCUCAACACCCUGGUCGGCACUUGCUCACGUUUUGACAAGAUUGAGAACGAGGCAUUUCCCCGAAACGAGAAGGAAAGCCCACGCCCGCUACCUGACGACUUCGCCCAGCGCGGUCUCCUUUGGGUCGAGAAAUACUACCCAGCCGACUGGUUUACCGCCGCCAAGAUUGACGACGAGGAGAAAUAUUUCGAAGUUGCCUCCAUGAUGGAGGAACGGCAGGACCGUUGCCUCUGGCUAGGAAACCGCUUGGCAUCCUCGGGCGCAUGGCUCACGUACGAUAAAAAUCUGAGGCAGUUCGGCGUGGCAUCGCGGUAUGCCAUCGAGAUCGACAACUUGCCAACGGUAUCAGAAACAGAGAGUGGAGCACCGACACAGCCGAACAGAUGGGGGAGAGGAGAAGACGGUGAUGUGGACAUCCCAGAUGCGCCAGCAAGUGCAGUGUAG